Messenger RNA from Coniosporium apollinis CBS 100218, 1623 nucleotides. RefSeq lists its product as uncharacterized. Gene Ontology annotation, biological process: carbohydrate transport; transmembrane transport. The coding region runs from base 1 to 1623 and encodes 540 amino acids. Gene Ontology annotation, molecular function: carbohydrate:proton symporter activity. Gene Ontology annotation, cellular component: membrane. The record is from RefSeq and is a predicted model, not a curated record. Lineage: Eukaryota; Fungi; Ascomycota; Dothideomycetes. The transcript is spliced from 4 exons.
AUGAAUCACAGAAGACCUUCUGCUGUAGAGUACAACUCUGCAAUCAGGGAACGUUCCCACUCUGUGGCCGCUCUGGUCAAGGAACAGGAGAGCUGGCUUGAGAGGACUCUCAAGCCCAAGAAAGUCACCGCCAGGUAUCCCAUCAAGGGAGCAGCAUUGCUCUUCGCAACUUGCGCCUUCGGCAGCUUGGGUGACGCGCUUUUUGGGUACAACUCUGUAGGUAUCUUAUCCGGCUUGCUGGUCAAUCCGAUCUUUGUGAGACGCUUCUUCAGCGACUAUGGAGGCGCCGACGGCACUACGGCUCACAUCAAUCCUUCCAUCACUGGCAUAUUUGUCGCGUGCAUGCAGGCAUCCGCAGCUGUGGGAGCGCUCUUGGCAGGAAGACUCGGAGACGUCAUCGGUCGAAAGAAGUGUGUCCGCCUCGGCGGUUUCAUCUACUUCUUCAGCGCUUUCAUGCAGAUUUUCGCUCCUGGGUUCGCACUCUUCGUUGCCGGUCGCACCAUCCAAGGUCUAGGCGUCGGGAUUCUCUCCAUGACCGUCCCCAUCAUCCAAACUGAGAUUGCGGCUCCCCACAGAAGAGGAUUGAUGGUCGGAAUCGAGUACACUUGUCUCAUCGCUGGGUAUAUGCUGUCAUGCUGGGUCAAUUACGGCUUCGAUUUCCUGCUUCCAGAUCCGAUGUCCUGGCAGGGUCCAUUCAUCAUUCAGAUUGUACUCUCGUUCAUCCUGGUGGCAAUGUCCUUCUACCUCCCGGAAACCCCUCGGUGGCUGGCAAAGGCCGGGUUUAUGCAGGAAAGUCUCCAAACAGUCGCCGACCUGCAUUCCAAUGGCGAUAUACACGCAGAGCAUGUUCAGCAGGUCUUUGUAGAGAUUCAAGAGGCGGUCAUCUACGAAACAAACCUGGGAAAGUCUGGUUGGAAGGAAAUGUUCACCCGAUACCGCAAGCGUACUAUUGUCGGUAUUACAGUCCAGAUGUUCGCUCAGCUCAACGGAAUCAACAUCAUCUCCUUUUACCUUCCAAGCACACUAGCGUCCGCCGGAUUCGACAACCGUAAAUCGCUCCUUUACACCGGCGCAAACGCUAUUCCAUAUACCGCCGCGACUGUUGUCACAUGGUGGUUAGCGGACAGAUGGGGUCGGAAACCUUUGCUUCUCCUUGGAGGCAUUCUAAUGGCGGUAUUAUUGGCCAUCGUCUGUGCCUUUACCGAAGCCAACUUCUCAGUCACCACCGCAGCUAACGGCCAAUAUGCUUUCGUCAUGCUGUACAACAUAGUUUACGGGUUCACUUGGGGUCCAAUGCCGUGGCUUCUGCCUGCCGAGAUCUUUCCUCUUCGCGGCCGCAGCAAGGGUAUGGCACUAGCCACUACCAGCAACUGGAUCUUUAACUUCAUCAUUGGUAUGGUUGCACCAGACGCUUUCGCCGCCAUUGGUGGCUACUUCUACCUCGUCAUUGCGGGUUUCUGCCUCUUCUCGGCCGGCCUGUCGCAGUUCUACUACGUCGAGACCGCAGGCCAUACCCUUGAAGAGAUUGCAGUGGCCUUCGGUGACAAGGCUUUUGAGGGCAAUGACGAGGAAAUCAUGGAUAUUGUCGAGUUGAAGAACGAAAAGAAGAAGAGUGUCGUUUGA